AAGCUUUGAUCGCGUGAUGCGUGGUGUUGUGUGAUAACAGGGCCAGAACAUGGCUACGCGAAAAACCCUUCCUCUCUGCCGUAUAUUUUCACUUCUUCGAAAUAACGGUUCUAGGAUUUCAUGAUUUAUGCGAAGAGAAAUCAAACAUUCUAACCCUAACGAUCUCUACUUUUUUUGUUCUUUCCCAUUUGAUCACCCUUUUUCUUCUUGUUUUUUUCGGCUGAUUUCACUGUAAAUAUAUUCUGAUAGAGGUAGAGAGAUGCGAGAGUUAGUGAAGGUGUUGUACAUAGUAGUAGUGGACGAAGAUGAGAAGAAUGGUAAGGAUACGUCGUCGUUUCGAUACACUCGUUCCGUUCUUCAGAGUACUCUCCAACUCAUGGGCUGCAAAGCUCGUCAUGCUUUCAAGAUUAGCCAGAGGGUUUUUGAAUUGAUAAGAAAUGAACCGUUUUAUGACUCUCUCCUUCAUGAGGGAAGUGAAACAUUAAGUUCUGAUGGUCUCAAAGGGAACUCUGAGAAGGAAGAUGUUCGAUCCACCAAUGGUGGCUUUCAUCGAGCAGAGGCAGGAAUCUAUUUAGUUUCAGAUAAAAAUGAUCGAAAUAAGAGUAUACCAUUCGAGUUGUACAAAAGGCGCACGUCAGUUAUUGUUAGAAGGGAAACUUUCUUUGAUGUUGUUUGUGAAACUCUGUCUGAAUAUAAGUACGUGGGCCCUAACCAGAGAGCUGACUUGGUUUUGGCAUGCAGAAUACGAGAGAGGAAGGAAUCUGUAACUGUGCUGUUGUGUGGUACUAGUGGUUGUGGAAAAUCUACUUUGUCUGCUUUGCUGGGUGGUAGGUUGGGAAUUACAACUGUGAUUUCAACCGACUCCAUUCGCCACAUGAUGAGGAGUUUUGUGGAUGAGAAGGAGAAUCCUCUACUUUGGGCUUCAACUUAUCAUGCUGGGGAGUGCUUGGAUCCUGUGGCAGUUGCAGAAGCAAAGGCUAAAAAAAGGGAAAAAAAGUUGUCUGGCAUUGCUCAAUCACUUGUUAGGGACGAAGAAGCUGAUGGUUCUUUUUGCAAGGGGGGCCGGGCAAUGGAUUGUGGUUCUACUAAUACCGACUUGAUCAGUUCCAAACAGAUGGCAGUUGAAGGGUUCAAGGCACAAAGUGAGAUGGUAAUCGACAGUCUAGACAGACUAAUUACUGCAUGGGAAGAGAGGAAAGAGUCUGUGGUUGUUGAGGGUGUUCACCUAAGCCUUAAUUUUAUUAUGGGGCUUAUGAAGAAACACCCUUCAAUCAUACCAUUCAUGAUUUACAUUACAAAUGAAGACAAACACUUGGAAAGAUUUGCAGUUCGUGCGAAGUACAUGACGUUGGACCCUGCUAAAAAUAAGUAUGUAAAGUAUAUAAGGAAUAUCAGGACGAUACAGGAUUAUCUAUGUAAACAAGCAGACAAGCAUUUGGUCCCCAAAAUAAACAACACAAACGUUGACAGAAGCGUGGCAGUCAUACAUGCCACUAUUUUCAGUUGCCUCCGCAGGUAUGAAGCUGGGGAGCCACUUUAUGAUCCUAUAACAAACACUGUUGCAGUGGUUGAUGAGGAGUAUCGGAGCAAGUGUGCUGCCAAUUCACUAAGCUCCAAGGGAAUGUUUCAGUUGAUCCAGAGGAAUGGUUCUUGUAGGCAACUGAUGGCCCUUCUUAACACUGAUGGUUCUGUAGCAAAAGCUUGGCCAGUUGAAUUGGUUGAUAGUAAUGGAAAACCUAUAUCUGGCCAUGGGACUGCGGGUGGAAUAGGCAUUCCCUUGUAUGGACCAUUAAAAUUUGGCAGGGCUGAACCUGUUAAUCUUCAAUUCGGUCACUUUGGAAUUAGUGCCUGGCCUAGUGAUGGUGGUACAAGCCGUGCUGGAAGUGUGGACGAAUCAAGAUAUGAUGGUACCGAUAAUGGUAGUAGGUACGAAUCUUCUUGCUGUAGCUCACCAAGGAUGUCCGACGGUCCGGCAAAAGAGCUGAAGGAGGAAAAUUCAGUGUAUGACAGUGAUGAAGAAGUUGACGAUCCACCUGAGGUAGACAGUGAUGAGGAUAUUUGUGAUGACGGUGACCAAGAGGUCCAUGAGGAGGUAGGAUCUGUGGAUGAAGGCUCGACAAAGUCGGAUGAAGAGUACGAUGAUUUGGCAUUGCAAGAUGUGAUGAAGAAUGGCUACUUCCCUGAUGAUGAAGAAUUCCAUCAUGAUAAGAUAGUGGCAUUUUGUGGGGAUCAAUUGACAUUCCCUAGAACUAGAAGUAUAAGGAAACAGUUUUCGGAGCCCCAAAGCUCUUGGUCUUCCGUCCUUUCGGAGAAGAUGGAGAAGGGAGUGGCAGCUUUUGGCAAUGGUAAAAAUAAAGUGCGAAAACGAUCCCUCAGCAUUUCCACCUUGGGGAAACGUGGGUCCAUAAUUGGCGAUCCCAUGCUUUUUGGGGCCCAUGAGAGAUAGAUAGCAACACGCUACUAAUAGUUUAGUUUGAUGUUAACUUUUAUGGCUCGUUAGUUUCUGGGUAAUUUAAUCCUAGUUGCUAUCACUGUGUUGUGAUGCUUCGGAAAUGACAAUGACCUUUCCUGUUAUUUUUUUUUUCUUUUCAGCGAUUUAAUGUUAGUUUUUGGUUUUUGAU
Molecule: messenger RNA, 2621 nt
Organism: Hibiscus syriacus
Lineage: Eukaryota; Viridiplantae; Streptophyta; Magnoliopsida; Malvales; Malvaceae
Product: P-loop NTPase domain-containing protein LPA1 homolog 1-like
Exons: 8
Coding region: 260-2446 (728 amino acids)
Source: RefSeq, a predicted model, not a curated record